AUGUCUCAAAACACAACCUCAAGCACCUUGGAGGCUCCAGUGGAGAUUGUGCCAUCGACUCCAGUUCGUCGUGCUACUCUUUCCCCUUCGCCAGAUCUCAGCACCCAGCGCACAUCAUCCCAAGCGGAUAAGAAGUUCCUCUCACCCCCGCCAGUGUCGUCAUCAGAUAUGACUCCCCCACCAUCAACUCAAAUCCCUGGGGCUCCGCUUCGAUCUCGCUCACACUCCCGUUCAUUGAGUCCCACGCGGGUGACGCAAGCCGAACUGGACAAGUCUUUGUGCGAUGCGUAUGGGGCCUCCGAGAACCUGCCAACCGCUGAACAAAUCGACAGCGCUAGCGAAUCUCAGCUGCGCGUUAUUGCUAAAGAGCUUCUCGCCGUUGCUCGAGAAUCGCGUAUGUCUGCCUUGCACUUCAAACUCCAGAACAGCUUGGUCUCUUUCGCAAGUAACGAAGCUGUGAAGCGCGCCGAGGUUGAGCAUCAACUCGCCAAGCGUGAAGUCGAGAUUAUUCAGAGCGCAGAGUAUCGCAGUCGCUCACAUCCUGUGGACCCCACCACCCCAAAGCAGCCUCAGUCUACCUUGCAUCCUGAUUAUCUCUCGGUUGUCCAGCGCUCGCAAGAACUGGAACAACUCAACUCGGUUCUAGAUAAAAGACUUCGAAAAGCCAAGCGAGCGAUUGAUGAUGCUACCAGUCGAUCGAUGGACCUUGAGGAGCAGAACCUCAUGCUAAGGCAACGUAUUGGCGACAACCGAAAGCACUUUACACAGAUCUUCAGCUACGGCACUAUGUCGCCGGGUACCCAGAAUGAGAUUCACAACAUGUGCCACGGUGAACAUACUGAUGGCCUCGCCGCGCUUCUUUAUGCCGACAAACUCACCAACCAAACGCAUGCUUACGGUGCCCACUCUGCAACCUCCGUUCCAGUGACUCCAAACCAGCCCAAGAACCACUACCUCUCGUCAAUUGGACAGCCAAAGGAUGACCACUACGACAGCGAUAGCACUGUCUCUCUCUCUGCAUCCGAGGUGGUGGAAGAGAGAAUUCCCUCCCCGCAACACAUGCGCUCCACUGUUCCCAAGAGUAGCACCCUGCUUCAGACUAAGUUGUUCGGUCAGGUGCAAAAGCCUGGCGUCGAGCGAUCUCGCGCUGGCAAGCGCAAGGCAGCCAAUGAAGACAACGGUGCCACCGCGAAAAAGUCCCGGACCGGUGAUGGUAUCGGCCUGGGCAUCAAUGCUUAG
Messenger RNA from Penicillium soppii, 1239 nucleotides. RefSeq lists its product as uncharacterized. The transcript has a single exon. Bases 1 to 1239 code for a protein of 412 amino acids. The record is from RefSeq and is a predicted model, not a curated record. NCBI's taxonomy places the organism in Eukaryota, Fungi, Ascomycota, Eurotiomycetes, Eurotiales, Aspergillaceae.